Meyerozyma guilliermondii ATCC 6260 is the source of this 1767-nucleotide messenger RNA. RefSeq lists its product as uncharacterized. The record is from RefSeq and is a predicted model, not a curated record. NCBI's taxonomy places the organism in Eukaryota, Fungi, Ascomycota, Pichiomycetes, Serinales, Debaryomycetaceae. The coding region runs from base 1 to 1767 and encodes 588 amino acids. The transcript has a single exon.
AUGAGUACAAACUCGCCCUAUACCUCGGGAAACCGCGAGAUCCGAAGGCCCACCGCCAAAAGGUCGCCUUCUAUCUUGGUCACAGACUCCAGAACAAAUGGCAUAAAGGGAACGAGAGCUCCGUUUGCCGGGCAUAAUUAUAAGAAACAACUCCAACAACAAGGUCAACCUUUGAGUUCAGGCCCGCUACACAAACGACUAGUGAACCGUGUUAACAAAUACACCGAUAUUUCCGUCGAUAAGCUUCUUAGCAAUUCUAGUGAUAUACCAUCAGGGCAGAGCAGACUACCACCUCAGCUAGCGAGUCAUCCUUCAUCUCCUCAACAUAGACCAAUGUCUCCUCCUGUAGAAGGCUACAGUCGAAAUCCCAUCCGUAGCAUUCCCAAACUUUCCCAGUCACUUCCUUCCAGAACUUCCAAGACUUCCCAAAAACUUGUACUCAUUCCUGAGCAACAGCGUUACACUUCACCUCCACCACCCAUGGCACUUCUGUCCCAAAUAUCACCCGAACUCCAGACCCAGAUCCAAAGAUCGCGAGCAGAAUUGAUGUCCAAGGAGGAUCGGCAACACGAAUUCAAUCGAAUGACGGCGUACUAUAUAUGCGAACAGUUUAACAUUGAGGCCGUGUCCAAAUUUUUGGCGCAAAAUCACGAGGUGAAGCCCCGACUCUACGACGAGUCUCUUUUCGUGCCGUACCUGUUGCCGUUGUUGCCGGGAAACGAUGGCUUCAGGGUUAAAUCGAACAAUUCUGCAAAACUUGAACGCAAGAACCAAUUCAUGGAGAAAAUGAUCAACAAGAAUGAACAGGCGGAUCAUUUAUACGAGUACUACUCUGGAGUAGAGACCCCCGAGGAUGUUCAAAACUACUCAAUGGAUCCAGAAACGGAAAAUUUCGACAAUACUCCCUUCGAUCCAUCUGAGCCUCAAUUCUUUGCACCACCAGUAGACGAAACUACGAGUGAUACUGAUAGUGGUGGCAGCAUUCCAGCCCCAAAUAAAAGCAUGUCCGAUCAACCCAGCGGGACGGACAGUCGAAUCAACGCUCAGAUUGAGCUCUCUAAACAUCAUGGAGAGAUGUUCAUUUUCAGCUAUGGAAUCGUUGUUUUUUGGAACUUUUCAGAGAUCCACGAAAAAAACAUUCUAGCUGACCUUGCAUUUGCUACAGACCUGCCAGACACACUCCUCAUCAACCCCAUUGACGAACAGGACAUUGAAACGGAAGAAUUUCAUUUUGAAUACGAUAGUCUGAUUCAUCGUCCUAGAAUCUACAAUGACAUGAUUACACUUCGGUCGGGAGACCAUCUCAUUAAAUUAACCAUGUCUCAUGCAAUUGCGCAGCUGACCAAGCUAUGUCUAUUCGAGAGUCGUAUUGUUCAUAUCUUACAACUGAUCUCCAAACUUCCCCGGAAACUUGCAUUAACUGGCCGUCUUGGUCUCAAAAGAUCACAAUUACUCAAAAAAUCAGGAAAACUUUUCAAACUUCGUGUGGAUGUCAAUCUCUCGAGCUCCAUUCUCGACACUCCACAAUUCUUCUGGUCGUCAGAACCAGCACUUCAUCCACUUUACAGUGGAGUUCGUGAGUACUUGGAAAUUGAACAAAGAGUGCAAGUAAUCAAUGAUCGUUGCAAAGUAUUCUUGGAGUUUCUGGACAUCAUAAGUGACAGUAUGAACGAAAGCAACACAACCCGAAUAACAUGGAUGAUUCUUCUCAUCAUCCUCUUAAGUCUUUCAGUCAGCGUAUUGGAGUUUGUACUAGGCAUCGUAUAG